This is a messenger RNA of Monomorium pharaonis (pharaoh ant), 2476 nucleotides long. Its product is annotated as lachesin. Lineage: Eukaryota; Metazoa; Arthropoda; Insecta; Hymenoptera; Formicidae. Gene Ontology annotation, cellular component: neuron projection. The transcript is spliced from 10 exons. The record is from RefSeq and is a predicted model, not a curated record. Bases 393 to 1736 code for a protein of 447 amino acids.
UCGGCGGUGAGUCGCGGGACGGGACGUGAAGUCCGGGUGCUUGCGCGGUAGGGGAUGAGGGUGGUGGAGGCACGAGCGUACUCCGUACUCCGAGGGUUUCCAGGCAGCAGUCUACGGCCCGGGACAGAGAGACCAGGACCAGCCUCGGGAGAAGGGGAGCGAGCACCGGAACGGUAAUUCGCGGUACGCGUACGAACGCACGGAAAUGAGCGAAAGCGCUCGGCCGGGAGCUGCACGGAGCACGUGCCAGGCGCGCAGAAGGCGCUUCAGGCGACACCAGGUGCGCUAAUCGUGGACCAAUCGCGUGGGAAGAGCAAGAUCGCGGGUGAUAUAGGACAUUGCACCCGGGAGAAGCGCGAUCGGAGAUCGUGCGAGUGCGUCGGGGAACAGGAAUGACGCUGCAGGCCCGCGGUAGUGUGAAUGCCGCGCGUUCCAGGACAGUCCCGAUGCUCGCAGCCCUGGCACCGCUUCUUAUAUUCGUCGGCAUCGACGGCGUUGUGCACGGCAUUGCACGUUCCGCGUUUUCUCAAGAUUUGACAAACAGUGCCACGGGCCCAAUUUUUGUAGCACCAGUUGGGAAUCAGACUGCUGCGAUUGGUCGUGAAGUUGUCUUCUCUUGCAGCGUUCGCAAUAUAAGCAUUCGCAAAUAUAAGGUUGGCUGGCUGCGCACCUCGGAUCAGACGAUUCUCUCGAUCCACACUAGGAUAGUGACGCAUAAUGCACGUAUUACGGUCACCUACGAAAGCGGGGCAAGUUCCGGAUCCGCCAGUGCAUCCAGUGGUGCUACAGGAGUGACCGGAAGUAGUCAAGCCACAGAGGAAAUCGUCGAUGGCACGUGGCGACUGCACAUUCGCCAGUUGAAGGAGUCCGACAGGGAUUGUUACAUGUGCCAAAUCAACACUAGUCCGAUGAUAUCCGAGCUCGGUUGUCUCGACAUACACGUGCCACCUGACAUCGUUUAUGGUGGUGACACCAGCGCUGAUCUGGCAGUGGCAGAGGGUGACAACGCGACCUUGAGCUGUCGCGCGACAGGACAUCCAACUCCGAGAGUGUCCUGGCGGAGAGAGGAUGGAGAACCCAUUAGCAUAAGGGCUUCUACAACAGGUGGCAGCACUUUCGACAAGCAUGAUCACUACAACGGUUCGCUGUUGCAUUUCUACCGUGUCGAGAGACGGCAAAUGGGAGCAUAUCUCUGCAUUGCUAGCAACGAUGUACCGCCAGCGGUUAGCAAACGGGUGACGCUCGCUGUGAAUUUCGCACCUGUCGUAAAAGCGCCCAAUCAGCUAUUGGGCGCUCCUCUGGGUACAGACGUGCAGCUUGAGUGCAAUGUCGAAGCGUUUCCAAACACAAUCAAUUAUUGGGUAAAGAAUCAACGAGGCACUGAAGACGAAAUGUUAUUGGAAGGACCGAAAUAUAACGUGAGGGAGGAACGUACGGGAUACACAGUUAUAAUGUGGCUCUUAAUCAAAAAAUUCACGGAGAGAGAUGUCGGUAGUUAUAAAUGCGUUUCAACGAAUAGUCUAGGAAAGGCGGACGGAACUUUGAGAUUGUAUGAGAUUAAAAUCGGCUUCGACAGGGUGGGAUCUCGAGGAAAGGAUCACGUAUCUAUUAUUGGUGGUUUAGCCGAGGCUGCUCAAAGUUCCGGCGCAAGUAAUGGCGUCGGCGGUUUUUCCAGAAGUAGCUUAUGGCACAUCCUAUCGAUGUCUUUCUUUAUACCGAUACUAUGGCCACGGUGAAGAAGGCAUCCAUUCCUGGUCACCGCUAAGUUACUUAGUGCUGGGUGACUUUGUGCCAAAAAAAGACAAGAAUGUAGAGAGAAUGCGCGAAGUAUGAUAGAUAAUAUGGCAAAGGACAUAAGAAAGCGGACGAAGAAAGAAGAGAGCAAGAGGAGAGAGGGGGGGGGGAGAGAGAAAGAGUGUGUGUGUGUGUGUGUGUGUGUGUGUGUGUGUGUGUGUGCGCGUGCGUGCGUGUGUGUGAAUAGAAAUAAAAUAAUAAAUUGGAGUCUUCUACUCUCAAUUUUUCCUACUUUCCUUUCCUACAUCCGAGUGUCAAAGACUUUUUUUUAGAUCAAUAAAUGUUGUCAAUGUACGCGUCGCUUUAAAUUCGCGCUUCGCGGAUCGGCCAAGUAAAACUCGAUUCGCACUGUUCGUUUCACGGACAUCGUCAAGAAAUGAAUUGGCACUGAACUAAAAGUAUUCCAUCAGUUAUAAUUCAAUUUAAUGCACUUUACACUCAAGAUAUUCGAAUAAAAACGUUACAUUAUCCUCAAUGCAAGUAGUAUGAAUUGUGCCCGAAUAUACAGUCGAUACGCGAAUCGAUGAAUUCGAAAAGAAAGAUUCGCCGUCGCGAGGAUGCUUUAUGAAUCGAUAGUAAUCAACGGUCAUUUUGUCAUUGAUUUAGCAUACUGCUGACUGACUUUUAACGUUAAAGAACUUUGAUGUUUCGAAAUAAAAAUAAAAAUCGAACGUUGUUGUCA